AUGGAAAAUUCUAGCGUUACCCCCGAACAAAUAGACGUACAAACUGGGGAUGUUUCGGCAUCAGAUAUAUCUGAUGAUAUUCCCACAAAAGAAAUUUCGCCACUUAAUGAGAGUCAACCCGAUAAGGAGGAAGCUAUUACUCCCGACCCUAUAACCGGAAUAGAACAUAGCUCAACCCAGGUCCAAAAAACUGAAUCAUCUACAACCUCUUUGUCACAAAAUAUUACCGAUAAUGAUACGGACGAGACCCUUGAUUUUGUAGAAAUGAAACAUAAAGAACAUAAACUUCGAGAUCAAAAUUCAUCUUUGGAUAGUACUUCAUCGGAACCAUCCUACGAAAAUCAAAAUCUGGAAUCAUCUAUAAUAUCGCAAUCUAUCUCUAAUAGUUCUGAGUUAUCUUCGGAUAAUAAUUCAUCAUGUGAUUCUGAGUCCAAAUCGCCUACUAAUGUAUCGCUUAAUCAGAAGCGUGAAACGCUUUGCUCCGCAAAAAUUCCUUAUAAUCAAAAGGUAGAACGAGGUUUAAGACUCGAGCUAUCUAUUUGCACCAAAGAUAAUAACCACCAGAUUAGUAAUGUAAUUGAUAUACAGAUUCCUGAAUUCUCUAUAGAAGCAAUUCUAACAGGAUCUAGUAAAGUUACAGCAGAAAAUAUAGCUGAUUUAUUUAACAUUGCUAUGAAGACUAGACAAAAGGAGAUUUUAUGCUGGUACUAUUAUUAUAAAGCGUACGAGAAUAGGGUUAGAAAUAUUAAGACUAUGGAUAAAAUUGAUGACAAAUCUGCAAGAACAUUGGUAUAUGAUGAAAUCAAAUCACUUCUACCUGAUGUUACUGAUGUAAACUUGCGUAAAAUAACUUUCAGAGCUAAAAGAGUUUAUAUAUUGUUUAAAGGUAUAGGAAUAGAUAAAAUUAGCCAGGUGUCUUACAGUGCAAGUGCUAUUUCAAUGUUCAAAUUCAAAAUAUCAUAA
Paraglomus occultum is the source of this 963-nucleotide messenger RNA. The record is from the annotation of a GenBank genome assembly. NCBI's taxonomy places the organism in Eukaryota, Fungi, Glomeromycota, Glomeromycetes, Paraglomerales, Paraglomeraceae.